GUGACUGUAAGAGAUGCUUUAAACCGUGCACUAGAUGAAGAAUUGGAAAGAGAUGAGAAAGUGCUCUUGCUUGGUGAGGAAGUAGCCCAGUUUGAUGGUGUUUAUAAGGUCAGCAGAGGUUUGUGGAAGAAAUAUGGAGACAAGAGAGUAGUAGACACACCUAUUUCAGAGAUUGGCUUUGCUGGAAUGGCUGUUGGAGCUGCUAUGGCUGGGUUGAGGCCCAUCUGUGAAUUUAUGUCCUUCAACUUUUCCAUGCAAGCAGCUGAUCACAUUAUCAACUCAGGAGCCAAGACCUACUACAUGUCUGGAGGAAUGCUUCCAAUUCCAAUAGUCUUCAGGGGCAUCAAUGGAGCCUCAGAUGGUGUUGCAGCCCAGCAUUCUCAGUGUUAUGCUGCUUGGUAUGGUCACUGUCCUGGUCUGAAGGUAGUCAGUCCAUGGAGCUCUGAGGAUGCUAGAGGUCUGUUGAAGGCUGCUGUUAGAGAUGAAAAUCCAGUAAUUGUUCUGGAAAAUGAAAUGCUGUAUGGUGUUGGAUUCGAACUGUCAGAGGAAGCACAAUCUAAAGACUUUGUUGUGCCAUUUGGAAAAGCCAAAAUAGAAAAACAAGGCAGUCACAUUACCCUGGUUUCACACUCAUUAAUGGUUGGAAAAUGUCUGGAAGCAGCUGCUGUCCUGGCAAAAGAGGGGAUAGAAUGUGAGGUGAUUAACUUGCGCAGCAUAAGGCCACUUGACAUUGCAACUAUAGAACAAAGCGUAAUUAAGACUAAUCAUCUUGUGACUGUGGAAGGUGGAUGGCCAAUGUUUGGUGUAGGAGCUGAAAUCUCUGCCCAGAUAAUGGAAGGACCUGUGUUUAACCAUCUGGAUUCUCCAGUCUACCGUGUGACAGGUGCUGAUCUCCCUGUGCCAUAUGCAAAGAACCUAGAAGAAUGCAGCUUGCCUCAGAUGAAAGAUAUUACAUUUGUUGUGAAGAAAUCACUUGGUAUUAAACUGUAAACAGUUUAAUGGAGUACUUGUAACAAAUGUCAUUGUAAUGAAUGGUUGUGCAUCAAUUCCUGAAAGUGAAAUAAAGACUUGUAACAGUA
Messenger RNA from Protopterus annectens (West African lungfish), 1079 nucleotides. Its product is annotated as pyruvate dehydrogenase E1 component subunit beta, mitochondrial-like. Lineage: Eukaryota; Metazoa; Chordata; Ceratodontiformes; Protopteridae. Gene Ontology annotation, molecular function: pyruvate dehydrogenase (acetyl-transferring) activity. Gene Ontology annotation, biological process: pyruvate decarboxylation to acetyl-CoA. The record is from RefSeq and is a predicted model, not a curated record.